GCCCGGAAUUGGCGGCGCACAUGUGGCGCACAUAUUUCCUGGGGAAAGGAAGGUGACGAAAGGGGGGAGAAGGGGCGCAAAGGAGGAACGGGGACGAGAAGGGGGCUGAGAGGGUUGGGGGUGUUGCCAAGCCCCCCCCCGGCACAUAAAAGGGGCGCGGGGCGAGCGGAGCGCUCCACAUCUUCCCUUCAGACGUCCCGGAUCUUGGAUUUUGCCGCUUGCGCUCCCUGAUGGAUUUGCCGCGGGUCUUCUUGCUCAUCGGCACCUGCGCCCUCCUGCCAGGCGCACGCGUGUGCUUCAACCUCAACUCCAAGCGAGUGGAAAUCUUCCGAGGCUCUGAGGAAAACCACUUUGGCUACUCGCUACAACAGCACGACGCGCAAGGACGGCGAUGGCUCCUGGUGGGCGCCCCCCUGGCCCGGACCGGCGACCUGCAGACCGGCGAUGUCUUCAGGUGUCCCGUGGACCGCGCCAACUCCUUCGCCAACUCGAGCGCCGCCUGCAGCCGCCUGCACCUGGGAAACGUGUCCGUGGACCGCGUGCCGGCGCAGCGCAACGACGGCAUGAGGCUGGGAAUGACGCUCACCGUGGAUCACAGAGACGGGAGCUUCGUGACGUGCGGUCCGCGCUGGUCCCACGAGUGCGGCAGCUCCGUGUACACGUCGGGAAUGUGCGCCCGCGUGGGCGCCCGCUUCCAAACGGUGGAGGCCGUCACGCCCGCCUUCCAGCGGUGCGAGACCUUCGUGGACCUGGUGAUGGUGGUGGACGGCUCCAACUCCAUCUACCCGUGGGCCGACGUCAGGGACUUCCUCAUCAACAUCCUGAACAAGGUCAACAUCGGUCCGGGUCAGACGCAGGUGGGCGUGGUGCAAUACGGCUCCAAGGUGGUCCACGAGUUCCGUCUGGGCGAGCACCGGACGGUGGAGGAAGUCCUGGCGGCCGUGGGUGAAAUCACACAGCGAGGAGGCGAGGAGACCCGGACGGCCUUGGCCAUCAACGUGGCCAGAUCGCAGGCGUUCGAGCGCGGCGGUCGUCCCGGCGCUCACAAGGUUUUGGUGGUCAUCACGGACGGAGAGUCCCACGACAAUCCUCAGCUGGGCGACGCCGUCCGCCGGUGCAAAAGCGACAACAUCACCAUGUACGCCAUCGCGGUCCUGGGCUACUACAACCGGCGCGGCAUCAACCCGGAGGCCUUCCUCAAGGAGAUCCGCUUCAUCGCCAGCGACCCGGAUGAGGACCACUUCUUCAACGUGACGGACGAGGCGGCGCUGAAGGACAUCGUGGACGCGUUGGGGGAGAGGAUCUUUACCUUGGAAGGAAGCGGCGGGCUGGGGCGAGGCUUCGGCCUACAGAUGGCGCAGGCGGGAUUCUCCUCGCACCUCCUGCAGGACGGCCUUCUGGUGGGCGUCGUGGGCGCGUACGACUGGAACGGCGCCGUGCUGAAGCAGAGUCCGCGCGGGAACCAGCUGCUCGGCCACACCGCCUACGGCGACCAGUUUCCCGAGGAGCUCCGGAACCACGCCGCCUACCUCGGGUACUCGCUGGGGUCGCUGGUCCUGACGGGCGCCCCGCAGGACGAGAUUCUGGUGGCCGGAGCGCCCCGCUUCAACCACAGCGGGAAGGUCGUGGCCUUCACGCUGGAUCGCCACGGAAACGUCGACGUCCUGCAGGCGCUCCUGGGAGAGCAGAUGGGGUCGUACUACGGCAGCGUGUUGAUGUCGAUGGACGUCGACGGCGAUUCGCGGAGUGACCUCCUCCUGGUGGCAGCGCCCAUGUACUGCAGCCAAGAGAAACACGAGACUGGCAAAGUUUACAUCUACACACUCAACACACGCACAAAGGCUCCACUGGCGCCGCAGGGGGCGCUGUUCCCGUCGCCCGCUCACAACUCGCGCUUCGGCUCGGCCCUGGCGCAGAUUCCCGACGUGAACGCGGACGGGUUCAACGAUUUGGCGGUGGGGGCGCCGCUCGAAGAUGACCACCGGGGGGCGCUGUACCUGUACCACGGUCUCCAAGGGAGCAUUCACACGCGCCACACGCAGCGUCUGAGCGCCGUCGGCCUCGACUUGGGACUCAAGUACUUCGGCCAAAGUCUCGCCGCCGCCAAAGAAGGCGACGGACUGGCAAACGUCGCCGUCGGAGCGCUCGGCGCCGCCGUCAUCGUGCGGUGUCGCCGGGUGGUGCGACUGGAGUCCACGCUGAGUUUCGAGCCCGCCAAGGUCAACGUGUUCCGCAAGGAUUGCCAGAGAGGCGGACGAGCGGUCGCUUGCAUGGUCGCCGUGGUGUGCCUGCGCGCGUAUGCCGCCGUCGGAGACGUGAGCGACGGCGCCCGCAGCCUGGCGGUUCAGUACCAGCUGAAUUUAGACGAAAAGCGGUUUCCUCAUCGAGCCGUCCUGGACGACCGCGAGCAACUUCAGACCAACGCCGUGACGCUGACGACAGGAAGUCCGCAAUGCCGACGUCACAGAUUCACAGUGCAGGACACAAUGGACUACGGCCACCCCAUCAUGGUGGGGCUAGAGGCGGGGCUACGGAGCUCAGAGGACGGGCCGAUGCUGGACCCCGACUGGCCCACGACGCUGAAGGCCGAGCUUCCAUUUUGGAACGGAUGCGAGCAGGAGGACGCUUGCGUGCCCGACCUGGUCAUCAACACUCACAGCGACCUCGUCAGCGUCCAGCAAUUGUGCAGCUCCCCAGAGGAGGCGCGGCGGUCAGUGUGCCGGCGGCGGGCGGCGUCGCAGGCAGGGGGUGCGUUCGUGGUGGAGACCAGGCGGAAGAGGGUGGUCUUCUUCGCCCGCCUAGAGAACCGCGGUGAGAACGCCUACGGGACCUCCGUCCUCAUCUCCAACUCGCGCAACCUGAUCUUCGCUAGCCUCGUCGUCAAGGACCAAUCGGACGUCCGGAUGGACUGCUUCUCCGAGGAGGCCAAUCAGAGGCGGUGUAACAUCAGCGCUCCGUUCAUGAAGGCCUCGUCUCAGGUGUUUUUCCGAGUGGAGUUUGAGUUGAGUUCUUUGGUCUUUCUGGACCGUCUUUGGCUCACCAUGACGGCCAACAGCCAAGGCGAAGACGCCUCCCCCGACGACAACAACGCUGAGAUCGCGCUCGCCCUCAAGUACCGAACGGACGUCGUCUUCACCACAGACCGAAGCCCCGCCCGCUUUGUCAUCCAAUCCGAGUCUGCGUCCGCGGGAGCUCAAGACGACGCCUUCCCGUCUUUCAACGUGUCCUUCUAUCUGGAGAACCUGUCGUGGUUCCCCAUCGUGGGCGUGACCUUCAGGGCCGACCUCUGGGCGGUCAGCCCCCGCGGCAACCCUCUGCUGAGCCUCACGCACUGCGGCCCGGACCGGGACCGUUCCUCGGGUCCCGCCCGGCCGUCAGUCGCCCGUCUCGCGCCCUCCCUCGCCUCCGCCUCCUGCGUCCUGACGCGACUCGCAGAGGCCGAACAGGCGACGCCGGAGGACCUGACGCACCUGACGCAGAUGAACGCCAGCAACAGCGCCGGCCUGUCAGCCGUCUGCAAACUUUCCCUUCCGCCGUCCGAUCGCGUCAAGUUGACGCUGAGAGGAAGACUCCGGAGACCGGUCCUACAGAAGGUGGUCUUCACGACUCUGCGGAUUUCGCUCAGCGCCGACAUCCACUUGGACCCUUCGGGUCCGUUCUUCCUGGAGGAGGAGCAUCCGGUCAGACAGACGUUCGUGGAGCUGAGGAAGGAGCGCAAGUCCGCCGACAUCUUGCUGAUCGUCAUUCUGGGAAGUUCGGCUGCAGGAUUCCUCGCACUCGCCGUUAUCGUGCUGGCGCUGUGGAGGAUGGGCUUCUUCUCCAGGAAGAGGCGGAGUCUGGCACUGGAGGAGCCAGCAGCAGCCAACGGGAAGCCAGCGCAACUUUUGUGACAACGCGGCGGGCGGACGGAGGCAGCGGCGUGCGAUGACGUCAUCGACGAACUUUCCAUUCUUUGCUUAAAGGAGGCGCAGCAUGACGGGACAUCCAGGCCACGCCCUCCAGUGACUUCCACAAAGAUGGCCGCCGGCAGCGCUCGCCCGAGGCCCCCUGGUGGCCGACCAAAGCGUCGCCAAAAUGCGAAACCGCCAUCGGCUGUCUCAGUUUUGGCUCAAUGUCAAAAGUGAAGAGAAGGUCGCUUCCGUGUUUCCAAAAGAAUGCACAUUUAAAAUAUGACUUCCAAAGGGACGUUAUAAAAAAAAACA
Molecule: messenger RNA, 4202 nt
Organism: Syngnathoides biaculeatus (alligator pipefish)
Lineage: Eukaryota; Metazoa; Chordata; Actinopteri; Syngnathiformes; Syngnathidae
Product: integrin alpha-11-like
Exons: 29
Coding region: 231-3890 (1219 amino acids)
Biological process (GO): cell adhesion mediated by integrin; integrin-mediated signaling pathway; cell-matrix adhesion
Cellular component (GO): integrin complex; external side of plasma membrane
Molecular function (GO): integrin binding
Source: RefSeq, a predicted model, not a curated record